GCGAAAACAAAGUGACAGUACAAUUCCAGAUGAAGAGGAAGACGAAACUGAGGACCCGCUGGUCUUCGUCUCGCAGAACAUGCCAACAGUAUAUGAGGAUGAUCAUAGAGGCCCCUUCACUGUAUACGUGGACACAGCGAAAGCGGAACCAAGAACACCAAUUAAUCAGUAUAGACUUGCGAAGAAACUACUUGAUCUCAAGGUAGGAGAUAUAGACAACAUUAUUAAAAUAGGUUAUAGUAGAUGUAAGGUGACGUUCAGAUCGAGAUCGGCAGCAAAUAAUUUUGUGAAUAGUAAACAAUUGGAGAGUGCAGGUUACACCCCAAGAAUCUUUGCCCACCUUUUGACGAAAACGGGAAUAGUCUUUAAUAUACCGGAAGAGAUCUCAAUGAAGGAAUUAUCAGCCAUGCUAACAUCACCAGUGCCUAUAGUCAAAUUGAUAAGAAUGACGAGAAAGAAUGGAAACGAAAGAUGUGCCACUAUGAAGUGUUACAACUGUUUUAAAUUUAACCAUAUGGCGGACAACUGUAAGCAGAAGGAGAAGACAUGUGGCAAAUGCUUUACUAAACACACUUUGAAUUCUGAUUGUGAUACGGAAUGA
This is a messenger RNA of Lucilia sericata (common green bottle fly), 601 nucleotides long. RefSeq lists its product as uncharacterized. Lineage: Eukaryota; Metazoa; Arthropoda; Insecta; Diptera; Calliphoridae. The record is from RefSeq and is a predicted model, not a curated record. The transcript has 2 exons. Bases 80 to 601 code for a protein of 173 amino acids. Gene Ontology annotation, molecular function: nucleic acid binding; zinc ion binding.